Molecule: messenger RNA, 2994 nt
Organism: Salvelinus fontinalis (brook trout)
Lineage: Eukaryota; Metazoa; Chordata; Actinopteri; Salmoniformes; Salmonidae
Product: major facilitator superfamily domain-containing protein 3-like
Exons: 7
Coding region: 422-1756 (444 amino acids)
Biological process (GO): transmembrane transport
Cellular component (GO): membrane
Molecular function (GO): transmembrane transporter activity
Source: RefSeq, a predicted model, not a curated record
UUGAGCUCAAUACAAUGAUUAUCUGUAGAUAAGUAAAGUUAUAAAAAAACAUUCUCUGAAGAUGGUAAUUCCUCAAUGCAGGAACAAUAGGUAGUGAGGAUAGAGUAUUCAUGUUAACGAUCUGACAUAGUGGUAGGCAACCUUUAAGGUUUUACGGUAGAAAUGUUAUAUUUUGCAUCGUUUUUAAGCACUACUAGCCGUUUGGGAGUCAAAUGAACGGUUAUUUUAGGUAAACAGCCAAACGCCCCGGAAGUAGUUUUUCAAGGGCAGGGCGGAAGCGGAUCGUUUCGGCUAACAGAUUCGCCUAUUCCAGUAUGUAACAACACAACUUUGAAAAUAGAUUGCACCUGAUCGACCCAUUCGAUCAGCUCCUGCCGGACCAUCAUCAUGACCUGAAGAACUGUCUCGUUCCCAUUGAAUCAUGAAUGACAAGCUGGUUUUCCUGGGCCUCCUGUACUUUGUCCAGGGAAUCCCCUAUGGGCUCCAGUCCUCGCUGCUCCCCGUCUACCUCCGCGGGGCGGGCCAUUCCCUCACGCGCAUCGGCCUGACCAAAAUCCUCUACUUUCCCUGGGUGCUCAAAGUCCUCUGGGCACCCCUGGUGGACCGUGUGGGCACCAAGCGGCUCUGGCUUGUGGCUACUGUCUCUGGCCUGGCGCUCACCUGUCUCUCCAGCGCCGCCCUGUCCCCAGAGGCCCACAUCUGGGGCGUGGCGGGGACACUACUGGCCAUGAACGCCCUGGCGUCGGUUCAGGACAUUGCGGUGGACGGGGCCGCUGUGGGACUGCUGAAGGGCCGUAGCGAGCUAGGCCUGGGCAACACGGCCCAGGUAGUGGGAUACAAGGCCGGCUCAGUGUUUGCUGGGGGCGGGCUCCUGGCUGUGAUCGACGUGGCCGGGUGGGGCCCUAUGUUCAUGCUGUUGGCUUUUGUGUACUUCGGGGUGGCGCUGUUUGUGUGGGGGGCCCCCGUGCUGGAUGAUGAGCUGUUGAGGGGCCAGGCAGAGGGGAGGAGGGGGGUCCAGUCGGACGCUGUGCAUCCCUGGAGGGUGUGGCGGAAGCUGCUGUCAGUACCUGGGACACCCUGGACCAUGAUCUACGUACUCACAUACAAACUGGGUGAGCAGGGAGCAGUGACCAUGUUCCCUCUUUUCCUGUUGGACAAUCACAUGACAGCACGCGAGCUGGGGUUCUGGAACGGUGUGAUCGCCAUGGGCUUCUCCAUCUGUGGCUCCUCCCUCGGCGGCCUGCUGCUCUCUCAGUUCAGUGCCCAUUUCAGCUUCACAUGUCUCAGAAGCAUCCCUUCCUGUGGCACAGAUAUCACAUCACCUCCACUCCACACACUGUGUAUUGGCUCUCUGAUGAGGCGGGUGUUUGUAAUGCGUACGGUCAGCAUGGUGUUCCAGAGCUCCCUCCUGACUGUGCUGGAACCCUCCCCACUCAUGAAAGUUAUGGCUGUGUUGAGUUUGAGCGUUCAGCACUUCCUUGGCGGCCUCAUCACCACGCUCACCUUCACGACCAUGAUGCACUGCACACAGAGAGCGGAGGAGAGUGUACAGGCCACCCACUACAGUUUCUUGUCCACUCUGGAGGUACUGGGGAAGCUGAUGUUCAGUGCCCUGGCGGGUGGUCUGGUGGACUGGGUGGGUUACCCCACCGCCUUCCUCCUCUUCCUGGUUCUCUCGGCCGGUACAGCUCUCCACGUCUGGAGGGCCACGGAUACCGGGGCCCUCAGGGAACAGCUCAAAGAACAGCCCAAGUGAUCAGCUCUUCCCAAACAGCUCAACCAUCCCUUAUGUACCUGCUUUAGCACCCCCCCCCCCCCAUCCAAACCAGCAAUGAUCUUUGCCAACCUAAUCCCUCUCACUCAGUGGUCCCCAACCCCCUUUCUUUGAGAGUAAUACAGUGUGCAUGUAGUUUUUAAUUGCCCAGUGCUAACAUGUCUGAUCAAGCUUUUCAAGGUGUCGAUGAUCAGUUGAGUCGUUUAACAAGGUGGGUGUGGGGUUGGAGAUUUUUCCAGGUUUUUCCAGAUUUUCUGGAGGACAUACCAUCUGAGCCAUUUUCAUAUAUGCCAAGCCAGCAAUAAAACUUAAGCCAGCAGUAAUACUUAGCCAGGGAUGAGCCAGCGAGGAAGGUUCUAUAUGUCUUAUCAGUUUGCCAUUGCACUAGUUCUGUGGCGACGUUUACGAAUCCCUACUACCUCUGUAAGACAUGCAGAAGAGCCUAGUGAGCUGUAUAGUACAACAUUUGCUAGCUCGAGUACGAUUUUGAUUAGAGAUAGCUAGCUUAAACCAUUACACAGCGUCAUCUAGUCUAGGUUAGUUAGCGCAAUUAGGAAACUAUAGCCUUACAUAAUGCAUGGUGGCAAGUUAUCAAGGAUUGGAUGAAUAUUUUUUUUUUAUGGAUUCAGGUAUUUUUUAUGGAUUCUGGAGGGGGAAAAAUACUUAUUUUUUAUGUUACAUAGACUACUGCUGCUAGUUUUUCAACUACCUGCUGUUAUUACUUGUUUCUGUUAUGUGUAAAGUUCUUAAAAAGAACACGCACCUUAUCGAAUCACUUUUUAGUGGGCUUGAAACAUACACCAGCUGAUGCAACUUAGAUUGUGGUGCCUGCUUUUUGUGCACGAACGGUUCAUUGGACUGGCGAGAGGCAUCUACUGGGAAAGCAACACAAAUACUCAGCCAAUGCCUCACACCGAUCGAAUACCAUCUGUCUUUUGAUGACCAUAUCUCUCAUUGUGAUGGCUGAAUGAUAAUAUAACCGGUAGUCACAGGGAUGACAGGUCAGGGAGGUGACACAGGACCUAGGCAGUUUCAGAUAGGGACAGCCAUGGGAACAUAGAACCAGAGCAGCCAUGUCAUGAAUUGGCAUGAAAAGCGGGGUCACUGUGACCAACGCAGCCAAGCCCACUCUAAUGUAAAGCAUUUGUUGCAAAGCACACCCCCCGUCUCUGACACGUGCUGAGAGACUGGCACAAAAAUAAAGCUGCUACCCAAAUCUC